AUGGUCCAAACUGACAAAUUACUAUACAUUCAUUUAAAGAAUAAUAACAAUCAAAAAGACGCCCCGCCCCGCGCGGCCGUAACGGUUCUAACGGUUCCAACGCACGUGCCGGGGCGGGGCCCUGGGGGGCGGGGCGCGCUCAGCGCCCGCACGUGGGGCUCGUGCCGAGGCACGUGGCCGCUGGCCCCGCUUGCGCCGCUGUGCGCAUGCGCCACCCCCGCCCCUCUGCGGCGGGCGCCCGGCGGCGUGCGCGCACGGGGAGAGCGUCAUGGCGGCUCCCUGCGGCCGCUUCCUGCACAUGGACUGAGCGGGAGCCCGGCCGCCACCGGCGCCAUGGCCGCCAGCGCCGCGCUGGCCCUCGAGCGCUCCCUGCUCAGGGGCUUCCCCAGCCCCGCCGAGGCCCUGGUGUGCAAGCAGGACGAGCUCGCGGCGGCAGAAAGUGGACUGCUGUUGAAAUUAAUUUUCGAUGGGAAAUAUGAGGCAAUGUUUUCAAAUUCAGCCGUCCGGGAUAUUUUCAAUGCACCUUCUGUGGCAGAGGAGAACAUUGACAACUACUUGGAGGAACAGAUCCUCGCAUACCUGGACUGUCCUGCAGAGGCUGARCACAUGGAAAGGCAGAGGCUGGUGUUCCUGCUUGGUGUGGGCAGUCUGCAACUCUUUGUCCAAAGCAACUGGACGGGGCCUCCUGUUCGGCUACAGCCUGAGGACUUUCUKCCAUCUGCACUGUUGCAGCAAUUCUGUGAGCCAAAAAUGCUUCAUGCAGCUAUUCUGAAGACACUGCUUCUGGAUGGUGAAUCAGUCUAUACACUGACUUCUCAUCCUGUCUUGCUGCUUAUAGCCAGGAUAAUCCUUGUGAAAUCRAGACACAAGCUUGCAUCUUUUCAGACUUUGUGGUGGUGGACUCUAAGAUGUGUGAAUAUUCACCAGCAGUUGUUAGAAGAGCGAUCACCUGAGCUAUUUACUCUUGCCCAGACCUGUAUAAAACAAGUGACAGAAGCAGAAAAUUUGUUCACAGGUGCAGAAAGCUGGCAUUUACAAGUUCAGUUCAAUCUUGAAUGUGCCUACACAUUUCUGUAUUACUACGAGUAUAAAAAAGCGAAGCAAUGUUUCAGUACAGCAAAAGACACAACCAAACUGCAGAUCAAUCUGACAGGUGCUUUGGGGAAAAGAACACGGUUUCAGGAAAARUACGUUGCACAGCUUGUACUGGAUGUCCAGAGGACAGAUGAAUCCCUUCCUCACAGUGAACUAAGUCCAGCACCUACUCCUCUAAAAAACUUAACAAUGAAUUGUGAUUUAGAUGAUGAUACAGUGCUAAAUGAGAUAAAAUUAGCAGAUGCUGAUCAGUACCAGCUGCCUGAUUUGUGUGCAGAAGAGCUUGCAGUAAUCCUUGGAAUUUGUAUAGACUUCCAAAAGAACAAUCCAAUACAUAAAUUAACUGAAGAGGAACUUCUGGCUUUUACAUCAUGUUUACUCUCUCAGCCGAAGUUCUGGGCCAUUCAGACUUCAGCCUUGCUUCUUCGGACAAAGCUUGAGAGGGGCAGCACUCGCCGAAUGGAGCGAGCAAUGAAGCAAACUCAGGCACUUGCAGACCAGUUUGAAGACACGAAUACUUCAGUAUCGGAACGCAUGAAGAUUUUCUACUGCUGUCAGGUGCCACCACGUUGGGCCGUACAGCGCCAGCUUGCAAACUUGCUCUUUGAGCUGGGAUGCACCAGCUCAGCCUUACAAAUAUUUGAGGAACUGGAAAUGUGGGAAGAUGUGGUAAUCUGCUAUGAAAGAGCAGGACAGCAUGGAAAGGCCGAAGAAAUCCUGCGAAGAGAGCUAGAGAAGAAGGAGACGCCGUCCCUGUACUGCCUGCUGGGCGACGUGCUCCAGGACCCGCAGUGCUACGACAAGGCGUGGGAGCUCUCGAGGCAGCGCAGCGCGCGGGCGCAGCGCUCCAAGGGCCUCCUGCACCUCCGCCGCCGGCAGUUCGCGCAGUGCGUGGAGUGCUUCGAGCGGUCAGUGCGCAUCAACCCCAUGCAGCUAGGUGUGUGGUUUUCCUUGGGCUGUGCAUACAUUGCUCUGGAAGGCUAUGAAGGUGCUGCCAAAGCAUUUCAGCGCUGUGUGACACUGGAACCAGAUAAUGCUGAGGCCUGGAACAAUUUAUCAACAGCAUAUAUCAGAUUAAAACAGAAAAAUAAAGCAUUCCGAACCUUGCAAGAAGCUCUCAAGUGCAACUAUGAGCACUGGCAAAUUUGGGAGAACUACCUUCUCACCAGUACAGAUAUUGGAGAGUUUUCAGAAUCAAUUAAAGCUUAUCACCGGCUCAUGGACUUGAAAGAAAAAUACAAGGAUACACAGGUGCUGGCCAUUCUGGUCAGGGCCGUAGUGGAUGGAGUAGCUGACCGGGCCGGGGAAGUGGCAAGCGGAUUGAAGGGGAAAUUGCAAGAGCUCCUGGGCAGAGUGACUGCACGAGUGACAAACGACGGGGAGAUCUGGAGACUUUACGCUCGACUUUAUGGAAAUGGGCAGAAUGAUCAUGGUGAAGAUAUUGAGAAGUCACUGCAGUAUCUCACUAAGGCACAUAAAUGUGAAAUUCAAUCAAGCAACUGGGAGAAGGAUACUUCAUCUUUUAAGGAAGUGAUGAAAGGAGCCAUAGAGAUUGCACAUGUGUCUAUGAAGUGCAGUAAAAACAAGUCUAAUCAUCAGGAAGCUUUGCAAAUACUUUCUUCAGCUCGGCUCAACUUACGUGGCUUGUCAUCCAAAGCAAAGCAACUUUUCGUAGAUGUAACAAGCGGUGAGGUUUCCAGUGAGAUAGCUGAUGAAGUGACAACUAUGGACAACUUGAUUGCGGAGCUUCAGGAACUGAGCAACCAACGGAGAAAUCAGUGCUGAAACGCAGUCCAGAUUUCAUGGGAGGAAGAUGAUAAUGAUGUGUUUCAUUUGCUGCAGGCUUGCUGA
Molecule: messenger RNA, 2946 nt
Organism: Nothoprocta perdicaria
Lineage: Eukaryota; Metazoa; Chordata; Aves; Tinamiformes; Tinamidae
Gene: TTC27
Product: tetratricopeptide repeat domain 27
Molecular function (GO): protein binding
Source: RefSeq, a predicted model, not a curated record